AUGGGAUACGCAUAUAACAAUAAAAGAAGAAACAAAAACCUGAGCUGCUCCGAUGUUGGUUAUUAUUUAAAAGGAAAAAAUCCCCACAAAAAUAGCACAGAAAAUAAAUCAGUCGAAUUGUAUGAUCAAAAUGUUCCUUAUGGAGGCACGUUCCACACACAUAACGAUAGGCUGCUUGGAGGACAAGGAAUGGGGAAUUUUUACAGAAGGAUGGACAGGAGGACAAACCAUACAUACAGUUAUUGUAGAGAGGAUGGCCCAAGAAGGAAUGCUGGAGACGUUACUUACGUCUUUUACGAGCCACUCAAGUAUCCUGCCUUUAAGAUGGCAGAUAGGCGAAGUGAGGGAGACGCCCAAAAUGGUGAUGUGCAGGAAGAAGCCACAAAGGGGAAGGAACGAGACACAUUCAAAGAGGAUAAAGUAGUACCCCCUGUGGAUGACCAAAAGGGAGAAAGCUGUGAACAACACAAACAGGUUAGUAUCACCACUACGAACUUAACCCGUGUAUGGAGGACGAAGAAGGAAGGGGAAGGCAGCUCGGGGGAAAACGCACAUGUGGGGAAACUGCGAAGGGAGGAAAGGCAAGCAGAUGGAAAAAUGGACCACUUCAAUACAAACGCCGCGCAAAUGGAGGAGCAAGCGAACACACCGUCCUCUGCCGCAGCGUGUGAUAUCUCCCCCAGCAGAAGGAAGAGAGAAAAACAAAAUUUCUUCAUCCCCAUAACACUGCCAACACUACCUAAACACCCAAGUCAAAUCACCAACGAAGUGAAAUUUAUUUUACACAUGACCAUCUUAACCCUCUACAAAGACCAGAUCAAACCUACAUACAAAAAGAUUAAAGAGCGACUAGGAACUGUUCAUCAUCAGAAUGAAGAACUUAAAAAUAAUUUUAUGGAAAUAUGUUUGUCUCUUCAAAAUGAGUACCUGGUUGUGAAGUCUAAGAGGAAUCAUAUUUUUAUUUUGUUGAGGGAGACUCCUAAAUGGUUUAGUGGUUGGAUCAAGACACGAAGCUUUACCAAUCCCUAUCCUCAAAUAAUGUGGAGGAAGUUCGCUCGACAUCUUCUGCAUGUAUGCAGGGCGGGUGCUGGAGGGGGCAGUCAGGCUUCCUCGCAAAGUCAGCUUACUCUACAAUUUGCUAAACAUUUGUGUAGAAAGGGGCACUUGUUUUUUCAUAAUGCGAACACUCUGGAAGGGGCCCUCGGUUUGUUUAAACAGGAUAGUCCCACAUAUGGCACAUUUGAGCAUGAUUCAAUUCCACCCUGUACUGCUCUACAUGGUGAACCUCUUGGCUUCGCCAGAAGACUCUUCACUUUCAACCUCCUCCACAACAGCUUCUCCUACUUCUCUCGCGUAAAUGACGCUGCCGUGCGCAUGGUCGAGAGCUCGCUCGUCGCUCUGUACCAGUCCAUUUUAGCCGACGAGGGGAACAAGGCGGCCAGUAAUGGGGGGAGGAGCAGUGAAGAGGCGAGCAGAAGCAGCGAUUCACCUGUCGCAUCGGCACCCCCCUGGGAACUGGACAACGACAUAUACAAAGCGGCAGAUGCACUGAAGAAGAGGGGCCUCCCUUUUUUCAGAGACUACUCGGUAGGAAAAGUAGCACAUAUAGUUCAGCUCGGCCUGUACGGAGGCCUGCUCCACGAGGAGGGUCAGGCGAUCAAGCCCGCCUCCUGCUGCAGGGGCGUCGCCGCGUCGGUUUGGGGGGGGCCCCCAUGUAGCAGCAACAUGAGCAGUCAAAUUAGCAGCACACUUAGCGGCCACGUGGACAACCCCCAAAAGAUGAACUUCCGCUUCGUCGAACGGCAAGGCCCCCCGAGGGAAGACACAACCGGGGCACAGACCAAGGAAGCGCCCUAUAUGCGAAUCUUCAAAAGGGACACGCAAGGGAAUGACCAUAACGCAGUUUGCAGUGACGCCCAUUUUUUGUUUCAAAACGGGGCAGGCAGCUCCAAAGCGGGAAUGCCCGAAAGAGGAGUCCCCCUAGUACCUACCGCCGAAGAUGCUAAAGAGAAAAUAAAACAGCUGCUAAAAGGAAGUAAAGAAAAAAUAAUAUACUUUUGCUCAUUUAAAGAUAAUUUUUUUAAAAGGUUUGAACAAGUCAUAAGUCCUGUCCACUUCAAAUGUCGCAGUUUAAUUGAGUUCCUUUUUUUUCACUGCCAAGAUGUGUGCAAGCUAUUUCUCCUGAACAGCAAUAUCAUUUUAGUGAACCCUAGCUACGAUGAGCAAUCUGUAAUGGCUAUUGUGAGAGAGCAGAAGGAGAAGGAGGAGGAAGAGGAGGAGGAUGCAGAUGGGGAUGAAAAUGUAAUUGAGCAGUUUAAUUACGCAGACUACGUCUCCACUGUGUCGUAUGCUAAGAACAACGCUAAUAACAACGCUCAUAACAGCGCGCAGACCCAACAGGGGGGGCGUCUUCAAAUCUGUGCAGCGAUGAAGGACCUGGGGAUGAGGAAGAACGACAGUUUCUUUAUUACCUUUUCCUUUUGGAAAUGUGCAGCGGCAAAGGGAAAAGCGCCCACGCGGUGA
This is a messenger RNA of Plasmodium fragile, 2523 nucleotides long. RefSeq lists its product as uncharacterized. Lineage: Eukaryota; Apicomplexa; Aconoidasida; Haemosporida; Plasmodiidae. The transcript has a single exon. Bases 1 to 2523 code for a protein of 840 amino acids. The record is from RefSeq and is a predicted model, not a curated record.